Trichosurus vulpecula (common brushtail) is the source of this 1839-nucleotide messenger RNA. RefSeq names its product cell division cycle associated 7 (gene CDCA7). Gene Ontology annotation, biological process: regulation of DNA-templated transcription. The coding region runs from base 1 to 1362 and encodes 453 amino acids. The record is from RefSeq and is a predicted model, not a curated record. Gene Ontology annotation, cellular component: nucleus. The transcript is spliced from 10 exons. Lineage: Eukaryota; Metazoa; Chordata; Mammalia; Diprotodontia; Phalangeridae.
AUGGAUCCUUUCCGCAUGCAGCAAAAGGACCCUUCUAUAAAGAAGAACUUCAAAAAUUUCAGAAAUGUGAAAUUGAUUUCCAUGGAAACCUCGUCAUCCUCUGAUGACAGUUGUGACAGUUUUGCUUCUGAUAAUUUUGCAAACACAAAGCCCAAAUUCAGGUCAGAUAUCAGUGAAGAACUGGCAAAUAUUUUUUAUGAGGACUCUGAUAAUGAAUCUUUCUGCGGCUUUCCAGAAAGUGAGGCACAGGACCUAAGAGGGGAUUGUGAAAUUUUACACAAACCCAAACUCAGGCCAGAUAUCACUAAAGAACUGGCCACUGUUUUUUAUGCUGACUCUGAUGAUGAAUCAUUCUGCGGCUUCUCAGAAAGCGAGAUACAAGAUGGAAUGAAAUUGGAUUCUGAUGAUGAAGGCAGGAGGACUCGGAGUCAAAUGAAACGUUUGGGUCCUUUGCAAGUAGCUCUAAAGUUUCCAACCAGAGACCUCAAAGGGGCAAGGAAGCAGAAAGCAGCCCCGCCCAAAGCCCCAGAGGUUCCCGCUUCCAAUUCUGAUUCUGACUCCGAAGAUGAGAAAGGCUCCAGUUUUUUGGAAAAGAGGGCAUUAAAUAUAAAGGAAAACAAGGCAAUGCUUGCAAAACUAAUGUCAGAAUUACAAAGUUUCCCGGGAUUAUUUACUGAAAGGAGAUCACUUCCAGGUAGUAGCCCACAGGCGAAGCCAAAUCGAAGGCGCUCUUUCCCAAGAGACCCCUCAAGGAGAAACCCUGAACGAAGAGCUCGUCCACAUACCAGGUCAAGAUCUCUUGUCGAAGGACCCCCAGAUCUGCACUUAGAAGAUGAAAUAGAUUUUGAGGACAAGUACAUGUUGGUGAGAAAACGGAAGAGCAUCGAUGGAUAUAUGGAUGAUGAUGCCACACCCAGAAGUCGUCGCCCAGGUACCAUGACCCUUCCUCAUAUCGUUCGUCCAGUGGAAGAGAUUACAGAGGAAGACCUGGAAAAUAUCUGCAUCUCCUCCCGGGACAAGAUCUACAACCGUUCAUUAGGUUCCACCUGUCACCAGUGUCGCCAGAAGACUAUUGACACCAAGACAAAUUGCAGAAACCCAGAAUGUUUUGGAGUUCGAGGACAGUUCUGUGGCCCCUGUCUUCGAAAUCGAUACGGCGAAGAGGUCAAAAUAGCAUUGCUGGACCCAAAUUGGCAUUGCCCACCUUGUCGUGGAAUCUGCAACUGCAGCUUUUGUAGGCAGCGAGAUGGACGAUGUGCAACUGGUGUGUUGGUGUAUUUGGCCAAGUACCAUGGUUUUGGAAAUGUGCAUGCUUAUUUGAAAAGUCUGAAGCGGGAAUUUGAAAUGGAGGCUGAAAAUUGAUGAAGGAUUCACUGGCACCGUUUCAUUUCUCCAAUCUCCUUGUUAAACUUCAAUUAAUCUUGGGCAGUUGAUGGUUAAACAACUUCACUUUUCAAUCUUGAUAAUCAGUAUUUUUUAAUAGCGGGUCAAAUUAAGAUAAGAUUAAAAUCCGUUUUGGAAGCACAAGUAAUAUAACUUUAAGGUUGCAUUGUAGUUUUUAUGGUCUCCUCCUCACCCACUGUCACCCUUUAGUAUUAGUGGGGAGGAAGGGGGAACGGUUCAUGAUUGAGUAUAAAGCCCUGGAACCUAGCAAUAUAGGAAAACACUUGGAAAUGCCUUUAAGUAUUCUUAGGUAACUAACCCUCCUAAUAUAAUACUUCACAUCCGUUGAAGAUUCUGGGAAGAUGUAGAUAAACUCAGUACUUAGAAACAGUAUAGAAAAUGACAUGAUAGGUACAGAGGACAGAGUGUAGUAUUAUAAAAUUUGCUGAGCACACA